Cuscuta campestris is the source of this 1333-nucleotide messenger RNA. NCBI's taxonomy places the organism in Eukaryota, Viridiplantae, Streptophyta, Magnoliopsida, Solanales, Convolvulaceae. The record is from the annotation of a GenBank genome assembly.
AACAGGUUUUUUUUUUUUUUUUAAAAAAAAAGGUUUAAAAACGGCUUUGCAAAAGCCAAAACAGUUUUUUCGCAAUUUUUUUUUAAAUAAACGGCUUUGGUAAAGCCGAUUUCUAACUGUGGAAAUCCAUGUCCAGAUUCUUCCCGGGUGCGGGAAUUUAUUCUCUUUGGGGUGCCAAACGGGAAUUAAUUCGGCUUUAUGAAAGCCUAUUUCCUCAUGAAAUACUUGGAUUCAUUUUUAUUUUAAAAAAAUAAUAAUUAUUAAUUACACAUGUUGGACUUUUUUAAAUAGAUUCAAUUGAGAAGACUCCCUUUCAUUUCAAAGAGAGAGUGUUGACUGUUGAAGCUCCCCCUCCUACCCUCAAAAAUCGCAUGGGAAUUCGCUUGGCGCCAAACAAUUCAAGCUUUUGCUCUCUAAAAUUAAUUCGAUCCUUCACAACUUCCAUUUCCUUUUCAAGCUCUUCCUCACCGGCCACAACAACUCACUGCCAUCUCCUUCGUUGAUCUUCAUCUCCUUUCACAAAUGUCGGCUGCGAAAUCGAGCGCGAAGAAGCGAGUUCUGGAACCGGAGCAGCCGAAAUCGGAAGUCCGGAAGCGAGUCAUCCUCGAAGAGGACUUCGAUGCAGAUCUAUCCGAAGAUAUCAGUGUUCUGAUGACGGCAUUGAAACAGAUAAAAGAGAAAGCUCAUAAGGAUGAUCGGAAGAAGAAUGAAGAGACGAUAUCUAGUGGUUUUUCAGAAAUCAGGGCAAAUAUCGAAGACGUGAAGUCCAAAUUCGAGAAAGAAAGGCAAAACUUCACCAAAGCACUCUCCAAGAGCUCUAAAGAGUGUGAGAACUUAUUGAAGAAUGAAAGUGCCAAGUUUCAAGCAAUCUAUGAGAAGUUCAUCAAGGACAAAACUACUCAUCUGCAGACUCUGAAAGACUCUGUGUCCAAGUUUGAGGAAGAGAAACUAAGGUUAUUCACACGAUAUGAGCAACAAAGGAAGAAGGAGAAGAACAUGCUGUCUGAACUCGAGAAAGACACUUCGAAAAGAUUGGCUGAAAUAGAAGAGUCGCUGAAGAAGAAGAAGAAACAGGAUGAUAAAACAUUUAGCACUCUGAGAAAGAAACUUGGUUCAUUUCUGGACAAUGCAUCUGAUGAGGAUUUUCUGCUUGAUGAGUAAAAUGUGGACGAGUCUUGUGCGAAUAAGAAAUUUGAAUCACAACUUUCAUAUUUUCUAGAUCCAGUUACACUUCUCUAGCAUUUGUCAUAACUUUGUAGAAUGCUUGCUAUACUUAAGCUAAGCAAGCUUUGGACAUACCGGUUAAUUUCAGUACUAAAAUGGUUCCCACCAU